AUGAAUAUCGACAAACUUUCAUUCGUAAUUCUACUUACAGUAGUGUUGCUGGAAGCAAGUUUACAUGUUAGAGAAGAUUUAGUAUCCUUUCGGAAGAUAUUAUUCAACUAUUUGUUUCCUAAGGAUCCCGGUAUAGUGAGAGUAAGGAAGCUAGAACAAGUCAAAACAGUGAGCAACGUAACUACAUUGGAUUUCAUCGGUUUAGUAGAGAGAUAUAAUUAUGCUGCUGAGGAACAUUACGUCACAACGGAAGAUGGUUAUAACUUGGUGAUACAUAGAAUAUCAGGAUCUCCUUUACAUUUGGGUCAACAACAAAAACCAGUUGUGUUUCUUAAAGCUGGUAUCUUUUGCUCAUCUGAUAUCUGGGUAUUAUUCGGUCCUGGCAAAGAUCUUGCGUUUUUAUUGGUUGAUGAAGGAUAUGAUGUAUGGCUCGGAAAUUCCAGGGGAAAUACUUAUUGCAGAUCACAUAUAAAAUUGUCUCCACAAAACAAGAACUUUUGGCAAUUUAGCUACCACGAGAUAGGAACGAAGGAUCUUCCAGUUGUGAUUGAUUAUGUCCUUAAUGUCACAAAUCAGAAAACUUUGCAUUACAUUGGUUAUUCGAUGGGAGGUACCGAAUUGUUCGUUUUAUUAUCCAUAAGACCUGAAUACAAUGCAAAGAUAAAAUUGGGAAUCUGUCUUGCUCCGAUCGCCAUUUGGAAAGAAACGUCUCCGCCACUGAAAUAUUUUCAUAAUAUGUUACCAAACUUUAAGGAAUUUUUUGAUUCUAAUGAAAUAUAUGAAAUAGGCUCCUUAUCAUCAAUGAGUAUUACGAUGGGAAGAAUGCUGUGUGCAGAUAACAAAGUUACUCAAGCUGUCUGUAUUGCAAUAAUGUUUCUAAUUGCCGGAUCCGAUCCAGCGCAACUUAAUACUACGAUAAUACCGAUAGUAUUAUCGAAUUAUCCGGCAGGAUCUUCUGUUCAAUCAUUAGAUCAUUAUAUUCAAAACAUGAUUGCAAAUAACUAAUAUUGAUUGCUGCAGAG
Molecule: messenger RNA, 1022 nt
Organism: Cyphomyrmex costatus
Lineage: Eukaryota; Metazoa; Arthropoda; Insecta; Hymenoptera; Formicidae
Product: lipase 1
Exons: 7
Coding region: 1-1005 (334 amino acids)
Biological process (GO): lipid metabolic process
Source: RefSeq, a predicted model, not a curated record